Diorhabda sublineata is the source of this 4453-nucleotide messenger RNA. RefSeq names its product phosphatidylserine synthase (gene l(3)77CDf). NCBI's taxonomy places the organism in Eukaryota, Metazoa, Arthropoda, Insecta, Coleoptera, Chrysomelidae. Gene Ontology annotation, biological process: phosphatidylserine biosynthetic process. The transcript is spliced from 2 exons. Gene Ontology annotation, molecular function: L-serine-phosphatidylethanolamine phosphatidyltransferase activity. The record is from RefSeq and is a predicted model, not a curated record. Bases 163 to 1443 code for a protein of 426 amino acids.
GGUAGCCUCAAAUUAUUUUUAAUCAUAUUGUUUAUAAAAUUAGUUAUAAUUGUGCUAUGCUGAGAUUAAUAAACGUAAUGUUUAACCCCGAGAUGUUAUAUAAAUUUAAAACGAAUUAACGUUAUAUAAUCAAUAAACACGACGUUCAUUUCUAAAUAAAAAAUGAAGACGAAACAACCGUAUUCUCCUAAUCAAAGAUUAAGACUUGAUAGUUUUAGUACUAUCAAUGAAAAACCGGUGGACGAUAUAUCUUUACAAUUUUUCUACAAACCACAUACGAUAACUCUUCUUUUAAUAUCGAUAGCAGGUCUGAUUUAUUUCGCUUUCGUAAGAGACACCGAUAACUUGGAGAACAACAUUUGGGCGGGAAUAUUAUGUUGUUGUUUCUUUUUUUUAAUCAUAUCGGUGUUGGCUUUUCCGAACGGACCUUUUAUACGUCCGCACCCGGCAAUAUGGCGUUUGGUAUUCGGAAUGAGCGUCAUCUAUCUACUCGUAUGCCUAUUCGUAUUAUUCCAAAACUACCAGACCGUUAAAAACAUCCUGUCCUGGUUGGAUCCUUCGCUAAAGGAUUUCCAUUUGGAUAUGGACAAGGAAUACGGUGUAAACUGCUCUGAUAUAACAGUGGAGAGGAUAUGGGGGCACGUGGACAUAUUUGCUUUGGGCCAUUACCUCGGGUGGAUGUUCAAAGCGGUUUUGAUCCGGCACAUGGGGAUUUUGUGGGCGAUAAGUUGUAUGUGGGAGAUAACGGAAUUGGCGUUCGCUCAUCUGCUACCGAAUUUCAUCGAAUGUUGGUGGGACGCUUUGAUUUUGGACGUUUUGUUGUGUAACGGCUUCGGGAUUUGGUGCGGUCUGAAAAUAUGUAAGAUAUUGGAAAUGCGCGAAUAUAAAUGGGUGGGAAUAAAGGAUAUUCACAGUACGACGGGGAAGAUAAAACGCGCCAUGUUGCAGUUUACCCCCGAGAGUUGGACGUCGGUGAGGUGGUUGGACCCCAAGUGUUCGUAUAUGAGAAUAUUCGCGUUGUGUCAGUUGGUGUUGUUUUGGCAGGCAUCGGAAUUGAAUACGUUUUUUUUGAAACACGUUUUCGAACUACCCUCGUCGCAUUUUUUAGUGACCGGUCGGUUGAUUUUGAUUGGGGUGAUCGUGGCCCCAUCUGUGCGGCAAUAUUACAGUUACACGACGGAUACUAGUUGUAAAAGAGUCGGGACUCAGUGCUGGGUGUACGGGUGUAUUAUGGUAACUGAAUCUUUGAUUUGUAUUAAACACGGUAGGAAAUUAUUCGAACAGACUCAAAUUGUGAAUAUGGUCGUUUGGGUGUUGAUAAUGUUUAUCGUUUCCGUUGGGGUGGUUGUGGGAUGUGUUAUGUGGCACAAGUACGACCCCGAUUCGUCAAAUUUUACCCCUAAGAAAACGAAAAUUCAAAUUCAAACAACUAAAGACGAUUAGAGUUUCUGUUGUGAUAAAACAAAUUAGAUAAUUAACUCAAUAUGUUAAAAUGACAUGCUCUCUAAUUUUGUUUCUUCAUUUUCGUAUAUUUUCCAGUCCCAAAUCGACAGGGUGUUUUGUUAUAUAUAUUUUUUAAAUAUUUACUUUUACUUUCAUCUUUAACCUCGUAUAAUUUCCACAAAUAACAAUUUGAACAAACUAAUUAUUAUCCUUUAUUUUGACCCUUCUUUUCCUUAACUAAUGACAUAAAAUCAAAAUCUAUAUUUUUCAUUAUUACAGUUUUAUUAAAUUUUAUAAGGGAGCUUGUAAAAAUUUAUAAAAAUCUCACUUUCAACUUUAACCUCGUAUAAUUUCCACAAAUAUGUAAUUGGAAUAAUCGAAUUUGGUCACUAAUCUAAAACCAUCUUUCUUCUAACUAAUCCCAUAAUAUUCAAAUCAGCACCCUUACUGGUUUCUUAGUUAUUUGAAAUUAUACGAGAGUGUGUGAAAGUAAGUUAUAACAUUUUGACCUUGAACUUCAACCUCGUAUAAUUUCCACAAAUAACAAUUUGAACAAACUAAUUAUUAUCCUUUAUUUUGAUCCUUCUUUUCCCUAACUAAUGACAUAAAAUCGAAAUCUAUAACUUUCCUUGUUUGGAAUUUAUUCCAAUUUAUACGAGAGCAUGUCAAAAUUAGUCUAAAAAAAUUUACCUUGAACUUCAACCUCGUAUAAUUUCUACAAAUAUUUAAUUGGAAUAAUCGAAUUUGGUCACUAAUCUAAAAGCAUCUUCCCUCUAACUAAUCUCAUAAUAUUCAAAUCAGCACCCUUACUGGUUUCUUAGUUAUUGAAAUUAUACGAGAGUGUGUGAAAGUAAGGUAUAAAAUUUUGACCUUGAACUUCAACCUCGUAUAAUUUCCACAAAUAACAAUUUGAACAAACUAAUUAUUAUCCUUUAUUUUGAUCCUUCUUUUCCCUAACUAAUGACAUAAAAUCGAAAUCUAUAACUUUCCUUGUUUGAGAUUUAUUCCAAUUUAUACGAGAGCAUGUCAAAAUUAAUCUUAAAAAUUUUGACCUUGAACUUCAACCUCGUAUAAUUUCCACAAAUAUGUAAUUGGAAUAAUCGAAUUUGGUCACUAAUCUAGAAGCAUCUUUCCUCUAACUAAUCUCAUAAUAUUCAAAUCAGCACCCUUACUGGUUUCUUAGUUAUUGAAAUUAUACGAGAGUGUGUGAAAGUAAGUUAUAAAAUUUUGACCUUGAACUUCAACCUCGUAUAAUUUCCACAAAUAACAAUUUGAACAAACUAAUUAUUAUCCUUUAUUUUGAUCCUUCUUUUCCCUAACUAAUGACAUAAAAUCGAAAUCUAUAACUUUCCUUGUUUGAGAUUUAUUCCAAUUUAUACGAGAGCAUGUCAAAAUUAAUCUUAAAAAUUUUGACCUUGAACUUCAACCUCGUAUAAUUUCCACAAAUAUGUAAUUGGAAUAAUCGAAUUUGGUCACUAAUCUAGAAGCAUCUGUCCUCUAACUAAUCUCAUAAUAUUCAAAUCAGCACCCUUACUGGUUUCUUAGUUAUUUGAAAUUAUACGAGAGUGUGUGAAAGUAAGUUAUAACAUUUUGACCUUGAACUUCAACCUCGUAUAAUUUCCAUAAAUAACAAUUUGAACAAACUAAUUAUUAUCCUUUAUUUUGAUCCUUCUUUUCCCUAACUAAUGACAUAAAAUCGAAAUCUAUAACUUUCCUUGUUUGAGAUUUAUUCCAAUUUAUACAGGAGCACGUCAAAAUUAGUCUUAAAAAAUUUACCUUGAACUUCAACCUCGUAUAAUUUCCACAGUUAUGAAAUUGAAAAAACUGAAGGGGGUCACUAAUUUAGAAGCAUAUUUCCUCUAACUAAUCUCAUAAUAUUCAAAUCAGCACCCUUACUGGUUUCUUAGUUAUUUGAAAUUAUACGAGAGUGUGUGAAAGUAAGUUAUAACAUUUUGACCUUGAACUUCAACCUCGUAUAAUUUCCAUAAAUAACAAUUUGAACAAACUAAUUAUUAUCCUUUAUUUUGAUCCUUCUUUUCCCUAACUAAUGACAUAAAAUCGAAAUCUAUAACUUUCCUUGUUUGAGAUUUAUUCCAAUUUAUACAGGAGCACGUCAAAAUUAGUCUUAAAAAAUUUACCUUGAACUUCAACCUCGUAUAAUUUCCACAGUUAUGAAAUUGAAAAAACUGAAGGGGGUCACUAAUUUAGAAGCAUAUUUCCUCUAACUAAUCCCAUAAUAUUCAAAUCCAUACCUUUCCUGGUUUUAGAGUUAUUUAAAAUAAAACGAGAGUAUAUAAAAAUUAGUCUCGAAAAUUUUUUUGUACUUUAACCUCGUAUAAUUUUCAUAAAUAUGCAAUUGAGGAAACCGAAUAUGGUCACUAAUUCAGAAGCAUCUUUCUUCUAACAGGUGCCAUAAGAUUUAAAUCCACAUCUAUCCUUGUUUGGGAUUUAUUCAAAUAUAUACGAGAGCAUGUCAAAAUUAGUCGUAAAAAAUUUACGGUGGACUUUAACCUUUUAUAACUUUCAAAAACAUCAAAUUUCAAGGACAAACUGUGGUCACUUAUGUAGAAUUAUCUUUCCUCUGAUUAAUUACCCAUAAUUCAGAACCACAAGUUUCAUUGUUUCAUAUUUUAUCGAACUUAUACGAAGGCAUAUAAAAAUUGGUGUAAAAAAAUUUCACCUUGAACUUAAUUUUAUUUGUACAAAUAUAAAAUUUGAAAAAUCGAAUAUGAUCAUUUAUUUAGAUCUGUUUUCCCUCUAAUCAACGACAUAAAGUCAAAAUAUGUAUCUUUAAUUUUUUUGAAAUUUUUAAGAGAGAAUGUGGAAAUGAGUAUUAAUUAGUUUCAACACUACCCUGUAUAAUAAAAUUAAAACGUGCCAUAACACAAAUUUAUAAUCUCUCUAUAAAGUAUUUUGUUUUUUUUUGGUCGAUUUUUUGUAUAUCAUUCCUUAUAGUUGAUAAAAAAUUAUGUAAUUGUUACCAAAGAUUUAAAUAAAAUUUUGUUGUUGA